This is a messenger RNA of Aspergillus viridinutans, 996 nucleotides long. RefSeq lists its product as uncharacterized. Lineage: Eukaryota; Fungi; Ascomycota; Eurotiomycetes; Eurotiales; Aspergillaceae. The record is from RefSeq and is a predicted model, not a curated record. Gene Ontology annotation, molecular function: catalytic activity. The coding region runs from base 1 to 996 and encodes 331 amino acids. The transcript has a single exon. Gene Ontology annotation, biological process: nucleoside metabolic process.
AUGGCUGCUAGAACACCUCUAUCUCAUGACGACUACACGGUCGGAUGGAUAUGCGCUUUGCCACUAGAGAUGGCGGCUGCGAAGUUGAUGUUGGAUGCAAUACAUCCAGGUUUACCCCUCCCGUUGACAGAUCAGAAUACGUACAUUCUUGGGAAUAUCAGGGAACACAAUGUUGUUAUUGCUUGUUUACCAAGUGGAGCAUAUGGCACUAUCUCAGCUGCGACAGUGGCGAUGCAGCUGCUGUCCAGCUUCCCCUCCAUCCGCUUUGGUCUAAUGGUUGGGAUCGGCGGAGGAGUACCAAGCAGCCGUGCAGAUAUUCGAUUGGGUGAUAUUGUUGUGAGCCAACCAACGGACACAUCUGGAGGUGUAACACAAUAUGAUCUUGGCAAAGCGUUAAGUGGCGGUCAAUUUCAGCGGACAGGGAUGUUAAACCGGCCGCCGAAGAUUUUGCUAACUGCACUCUCUACACUCCAAGCGCAGCACCUCUCAGGUGUUAGCCGGGUUCUUGAAUUCAUUUCUGAUAUCCAAGUCAAAGCGCCUUCCACAGCUGCAAAGUUUGCCCGACCAAACCAAGAGGACUGUUUAUACCAAGCAGAAUAUGAACACGGGGCAUCAAAUACAUGUGUCAAUUGCGAUCGAUCCAAACUCAUUCCACGACCGUCACGAGGUCAUGAGGGACCAGUUAUCCACUACGGAUUGAUUGCAUCUGCGAAUCAAGUGGUGAAAGACAGCAAACGUCGAGAUCAGCUUGCACAUGACUUCGGGGUGUACUGUGUGGAGAUGGAAGCUGCGGGCCUCAUGAAUGACUUCCCAUGCCUGGUCAUUCGGGGCAUCUGCGAUUAUGCUGACUCCCACAAGAACAAGGAAUGGCAAGGAUAUGCGGCGGCAGUGGCAGCGGCCUAUGCAAAAGACCUUCUUUUGGUGGUUCCAACCAAUCAGAUUUAUAGAACCCCAACAGCACGAGAAACUUGGACACAUGCUGGUGAGACUCUCUGA